AUGUACCGACGAUCUCUUCCAUCAUCGCCAUCGUUGAUCAGGACAAAGGGUCCCACAAGUGAACAGAACUCCAACGAUCCUACCGGUUUUCCUAUUGUGGAUAGCCAGACAGAAGUGGGCGUGAAUAGGGAAUUUUUGCGCCAACUGCGCGCCAUUGCCACUAUCCUUUUUCCGCGGUUACGGACCAAGGAAAUAUUUAUUCUCUUCUUGCACACAGUGUUCCUCAUUCUGCGAACGUAUUUGAGUGUAGUGGUAGCCCGACUGGAUGGUCAUAUCGUGAAGAAUCUGAUUAAAGGUCAUCGACAACGAUUUCUGAAAGGAUUGGUCUACUGGUUCGUUAUUGCCAUUCCCGCCACUUAUACGAAUAGUUUGAUUCGCUAUCUCCAAUCGAAACUGUCGAUCGGUUUCCGCACACGCCUCACAAAGUAUAUCCAUGACCUAUACUUGGACGAACACAGGACCUUUUACAAUAUUAUUCACCUCGAUAGUCGUAUCCAGGGAGCCGAUCAAUACAUUACGACAGAUGUCGCUAAAUUUUGUGACACGUUGGCAUCGCUUUACUCGAAUCUGGCCAAACCUCUUUUGGAUACCAUCAUUUUCAAUUACCAGCUGAUGAAGUCCAUUGGCGUUUACGGUAUGCUGGGUCUUACCGUCAACUAUUUCGUGACGGCUCGUCUGUUACGGGCCGUCACUCCAUCGUUUGGUAAAUUGGCUGCCAUGGAAGCGAAGCUAGAGGGCGAUUUCCGAGCGGCCCAUACGCGGUUGAUCACCAACGCGGAGGAGGUGGCGUUUUACAAUGGGGCGCCAUUGGAACUGUCCAUUCUGAACAAGACAUAUAUGCAGCUUAUCAAGCACAUCAAUUACAUCUAUAAACUACGGAUCAGUUACCACAUGUUUGAAGACUUUCUUAUCAAGUACGCUUGGAGUGCCUUUGGUUUGAUCAUGUGCGCUAUCCCUGUCUUCAAACCAGGCAUGGUCCACGCCCUCAACGUCCAAACGGAAACAGAUGAAAAUGCACGAGUGGGCGCUCGAACCCGCGGUUUCAUUACCAAUAAAAGACUCAUGAUGUCACUGGCCGAUGCGGGCGGACGCAUGAUGUAUUCUUACAAGGAAAUGGCCGAAUUGGCCGGAUACACGUCGCGUGUGUACAAUUUGUUAUCGGUUUUGCAUGCCCUACGACGCAAACAGUACGAUGGACCCAAGGAAGCGCAACGAUUUACAUUGACAAAUAUUCAAGGUCAUUUGAAAGAAGGCCACGACGGUAUUACGUUUGAUAAAGUGCCCAUUGUGGCCCCGAGCCCGGGUGUAGAUCGUACCGGCGAAGUGCUGGUCAACCAGCUAUCGUUCGACAUCCAUCCAGGGCAGCAUGUUCUGAUCACGGGACCCAACGGCGUGGGGAAGACGGCCGUCGCGCGUGUCCUUGCGUCAUUGUGGCCCACAUUUGAGGGGGACCUGUCAAGACCGCAUGAGAAUGACAUCGUUUAUAUUCCGCAACGUCCAUAUCUCAGCAUUGGCACCCUGAGGGAUCAAGUGAUUUAUCCUUUCUCGGAAGAGCAAAUGAGAGCGAAAAAUAUCACCGAGGACCAUCUGAUGGCCAUUCUAGACAUCGUGCACUUGGCCUACUUACCAGGACGUGAAGGUGGAUGGGACACUGUCAAAGAAUGGAAAGAUGUGUUUUCCGGCGGUGAAAAGCAACGGAUCAACAUGGCUCGAUUAUUUUUCCAUCGUCCCAAAUACGCCGUUCUGGAUGAAUGCACCAGCGCCGUGUCGAGCGAUGUCGAAGGGUUAAUGUAUUCACAAGCAAAAGACAUGGGCAUCACACUUUUGACUAUUUCUCAUCGUCCCGCUCUUUUCAAAUACCAUCAAUAUUUGUUGCGUCUGACCGGUAAUGACGGACAGUGGGAAUGGGAAACCAUCGGGACCCGUGAACUAUUGCAAUCGGUCGAAAAGGAGAGACAAACUCUAGAAACCAAGCUAAAAAGGGUUCAAUCGCUUGAAUCUCGCCUGGCGGAAAUCAAUAGUGAAUUGAAUUUGAAGACCAUCUAG
Molecule: messenger RNA, 2046 nt
Organism: Radiomyces spectabilis
Lineage: Eukaryota; Fungi; Mucoromycota; Mucoromycetes; Mucorales; Radiomycetaceae
Product: ABC transporter transmembrane region 2-domain-containing protein
Exons: 10
Coding region: 1-2046 (681 amino acids)
Biological process (GO): very long-chain fatty acid catabolic process; peroxisome organization; fatty acid beta-oxidation
Cellular component (GO): peroxisomal membrane
Molecular function (GO): ATP binding; ATP hydrolysis activity; long-chain fatty acid transmembrane transporter activity
Source: RefSeq, a predicted model, not a curated record